CUGUGGGCCGCGUCCAGCUUCAAUCCCAAGAAAGCUCCUGGAAACGACGGUCUCACAGCUGAUAUCUGCGCGGCUGCCAUAAAACUGAACCCGACACUGUUCUUGGCAGUGGCUAACAAAUGUCUGGAACUCGCACAUUUCCCCGGCAAAUGGAAGGAGGCGGCAGUAGUGGUGCUACGAAAACCGGGCAAAGAGGACUACACGCACCCUAAAUCUUACAGGCCGAUUGGGCUUUUGCCUGUAUUAGGGAAGAUAUUCGAAAAGAUGACCAUUCGACGAAUCAAGUGGCACAUCGUACCAAAAAUCAGCAAAAACCAAUACGGCUUCAUGCCGCAGCGAAGCACAGAGGACUCCCUCUAUGAAAUGAUGCAGCAUAUAAAAGCUAAAAUCAAAAGUAAAAAAUUGGUUUUACUUGUAUCACUUGACAUAGAGGGAGCCUUUGACAACGCUUGGUGGCCAGCUGUACGAUGUGCACUUGCAAAGACCGGAUGCCCGAUAAACUUGAGGCGGCUGAUUGACAGCUAUCUUAAGGAUAGGUCAGUCUGCGUCAAGUAUUCUGGGGCAGAAUGGGUCAAGAAGACCUCAAAAGGGUGCGUGCAGGGCUCAAUAGGUGGUCCAAUUUUUUGGAACCUAUUACUAGAUCCACUACUGCAAGAGUUGAACGAUAAAGGGGAACAUUGUCAGGCCUUCGCAGAUGAUGUGGUCCUGAUCUUCUCGGGAGAUAAAGCACUGGACGUGCAGGAACGGGCCAAUGCGGCCCUCGCACAUGUUCGGAGGUGGGGAGUCAAAAACAAGCUUAAAUUUGCUCCGCAGAAAACAAAAGCCAUGAUCAUCACCAAUAAGAUCAAAUAUGACUCACCACUUCUGAAGAUGGGCGGGGAAAGCAUAGGCCUGUCUAAAGAAAUAAAAAUACUCGGCCUCACAGUUGACGAUGGGCUGACCUUCAACGCGCAUGUCAAAAAUGUGUGUUGUAAGGUACAAAACCUGUAUCGUCAGCUGUGUAGGGCCGCAAAGAUUCAUUGGGGCUUGAAUUCCGAGAUUGUCAGGACCAUAUACAUAGCGGUAAUAGAGCCUAUUAUUUUGUAUGCGGCAAGCGCAUGGGUACCAGCAUCGAACAAGUUAAUGACUAAAAAACAGCUUGAUAUAGUGCAACGUGGGUUCGUACAAAAAAUAGUCAAAGCGUAUAAAACCGUUUCCCUACACUCGGCUCUGCUACUGGCCGGGCUGCUUCCUUUGGACUUGAGGGUCCGGGAAGCAGCCUCGCUUUAUGAGAUUCGUCUGAGCUCGCUUGACGAAUGGAACCAAAGAUACAAGGAAGGUGAAACAGCCUCCAAUACUAAAAUAUUUUUUCCCGACGCCAUAGAGGCCUACCAUAUAAUAAGAAAACUGGACAUAGAUCCUGAAAUUGUGCAAGUGAUAACAGGACAUGGCGGGUUCUCUGAAUAUUUAUACCGAUUUAAGUGUAAGGAGAGCCCGGCAUGCGCCUGUGAUCCAGAGAGAGAGGAGACGAUUAUGCAUCUUUUAACCGAAUGCCCUAUUUAUAGUAGGCAAAGAAUUGACUUGGAAUUAGAGAUAGGAAUUAAAAUAAGCAAAGAUAAUGUACAUAAAAUAAUUAGUAAUAAACAUGUUAGUAAUAAGUUUCUAAAAUAUUGUAAGAAUAUAGCACAUAAGGUGAAAAAUAAGAAUAAAUCGUAG
This is a messenger RNA of Parnassius mnemosyne (clouded apollo), 1695 nucleotides long. NCBI's taxonomy places the organism in Eukaryota, Metazoa, Arthropoda, Insecta, Lepidoptera, Papilionidae. The record is from the annotation of a GenBank genome assembly.